This is a messenger RNA of Erigeron canadensis, 1052 nucleotides long. RefSeq names its product G patch domain-containing protein 11. The record is from RefSeq and is a predicted model, not a curated record. Gene Ontology annotation, cellular component: kinetochore. Gene Ontology annotation, molecular function: nucleic acid binding. Bases 158 to 922 code for a protein of 254 amino acids. NCBI's taxonomy places the organism in Eukaryota, Viridiplantae, Streptophyta, Magnoliopsida, Asterales, Asteraceae. The transcript has 4 exons.
AAACAAUCUAAUUUAGCUGGGUAACAAAAGGGCAAAAACGGCUUGAAGACGGAUCCGAAUAGGGAUCCAAUUUCAUUCCGUUUUGACUGAUAUCUGUAGCUCAGUUGGAUUUCAAUCAAUUUAUGCUUAAUUAUCAACAAUAAUAAUCAUAAUAAUAAUGGCGAACGAAGAAGAUGAUGAUUACAUGGGCGACCUUUCUCAGUUCCUACCUUCCCAAUUCCCUUCUUCCCCAAAAAAGGUUCCAAGCACUAGUAGUAGUAGUAGCAAAACAACCACUAAGUUACAAUCUUCAAAAAAGAGACCGAAAAACCGAAACUGGCAAGAAAAAAGAAAAAAGAAGCAACAAAUGGAACAAGUUAAAGAAGACGAAAGAACGUUAGCUAGUUUAGAAUCCGCAAUCCCACAAUCCAACAUCGGGUUUAAAAUGUUGAAGCAAAUGGGUUAUACUCCUGGUUCUGGUUUAGGUGAUGGUGGGUCCGGUCAGGUUGAUCCUGUUGGGUUGGAGAUUCGGAGGUCAAGAGCUGGGAUUGGGCGGGAGGAUCCCGUCAAGGAGAAGUUGAGGAAAGAGGAGGAGUUGAGUUGGGAGAAUAGGAGGAGAGAGGAGGAGUUGAUGCUGGAGUUUGGAAGUCGGGUUAAGGAACGGUGGAAGAGUAAGAGAGUGGUUGUUAAUUUUUAUAAAGCGAAAGGGGUGUUGGAUCAGUUGGAGAAUAAAGAGGUUGUGGAAGUGGAGAAGAAUGACUUUGAUGAUGGCCAGAAAGAGGAUGAAGAAGAAGAAGAGGAAGUGAUUACCGAAGAGGAUUUGCUAGAAAUAUUGAUGAAGCUGAGGGAUGACUUUCGUUAUUGUCUCUUUUGUGGGUGUCAGUAUGAAUCAAUGGAGGCACUGUCGGUUAGUUGUCCUGGUAUAUAUGAAGAUGAUCACUAGAAGUUAAAACACCCUGUCUUAUUCAUCGUUCCAGGAAGGACUAACACUUAUAGCGAUUUUGAAAGAUUUUUGCAUUUGGGUAUAAUGUACAAUUGUUGAAUGCAAGCAAGAAAUAUACUAGUUUCCUAGA